AUGGACGGCUGCUCCGCAAGCUCCGCCAAAGCGGAAAACGUGCGCAUGCUUGCGGACGUCCUCCGCCGCCUCGCCACCGCAUCCAGCGGCGGCGCCGCCGGCUCCGCGUGCCCGUCUCCUCCGCCAGGCGGCGCGGCGGGCGUCGCUCCUCCUUCCGCCUCCGCCGUUUCAGCUGCGCGCCUAGCGUUUCCGCGCAGCGGAAGUCUCGACUCUCCCGUUCUCCGCCAAUCUCUGCGCGACCCCACUCCACUCGUUCCUUCCGCCAUGGGGGCAUGCGGGGGAACGUUCGGCGGCGGAUGGGGCGGUGGAGCGCCGGCGGUGGGGGAAUAUGACCUGGAGUAUCUUCAAGCCGCGAAGCGGCUGCGCUUUGGUGGGGGGGACAUAGCAUGCGCGGAGCUUGGCGGAGCGUCUGGCGGACUGUCUGGCGGAAGCGGCGGGUUGAGGGGAAGCGCAGGGUUGGGCGGAGGUGGAUACGGCAGCGGCGCCGCCAACCUGGGGAACUUUGGGGGGUCCCUUCUCGGAAACUCCCUCCUGGGGCGCACGGCAAGCGGAGGAGCUGGGGCACUCGGGGGAAGCUCUUUCGGGGGAGGCGGUUAUUGCGGGAGCGGCGAAAACUACCUUUCCGCGGGCGCUUUCUCCCCCCUUGGCGGAGGUACGGCGGGGAAUUCGGGUUACCGCGGUUCCCCCUCCCCCCAUGGCGUCAUGCGCUUCCCCUCCAGUGUGCGGAGCUCCAUGGACGGAGGCGAUUCCCCCUCCUCCCUCGCUGCUGCUAUGGCUGCCGCUGCUGCAGCGGGAUUCGCUCCGCCCUUUGGUGGGGGAAGUUUCGCUGGGGGGAACUCGAAUCCGCCCUUUUCCCCUGCGGGGAACGCUCAGCCUUUCCCCUCACCACACUCCGCCUCCCCCCUCAUGCCGCGUUUCCUGACAGGCGAUUCUACUGCCCUAGCAGGCGCUCCGGCCUCCGCCUCUGCUGCUUCUGCCUCUGCUGUUGCUGCCUCUGCUGCUACCACUGCCGCCGCUGCCACUGCCGCUGCUGCUGCUGCAAGAAACUUUCCGGGGCUUGGUAGUUUCGCUGGGUUGAAUAGCACGGGCCUGGGUACGAGCAGCAGUGCGCUCGGUGUGUUCCCGUCCAAUCUCCAGUCACCUUCCGCGGCCUCCUCCUCUCCUCUCCUCCGGGAAACCCUAAAAGAGAGCAUACGGGAAAGCCUCCUCUCCAAUUCUCACCAGCAGAACAAGCCGUUAAAUGGGACAGGGCCAGCAACAGGAGGAGGAGCUGGAGCAGGAACGGUGGGAGUCGAUGGGAUGGUGACGCGAGCCGAUCGGACGGCCCAGGGCAUGUCCCUGCUGGGGCAGCGAAAUCUGACCAUUGAUCUCUCGGUGCUUGACAAUCUUGCGGCUCACAUGCACCCCUUUCAGCCGCUACAGUCGGCGGAGCCUAUGUCCAAUCCCGCUGCUGCAGCCACUGCCGCCGCUACAGCCGCUACAACCACUGUUGGUGAUUCCUUGAUGUUAGGGGAGCUCGGAGGGGAGAUUGAUCAGGAGAUGUUGGAUCCGGCUGUGCGCCAUGCCUCGGUUGAAGCCCUGGCUCAGAUUCUUGCAGGGGAUAUUCAGGCGGUGCCCAAUGCUGGUUUCGCUUCAGGUUACAACAGGAAUUUCAAUGCAGGUUUCAGUGGAGCAGAUGCGUUGAUGCCUGCAACUGGUGGUGCAGAGGAAGCUGCUAAGGGCUCUGAUUUGGAAUGCUUGCUGAAUGGUCAGUUUCAGCAGCCGCUGCUUCAGCUGCAGCAGCUACAGCAGUUGCGGCAGCUGCAGUUGUUGCAGCAGCAGCAGCAGCAAGACCAGGAGCAGAUGCAGCAGGAGGGUUUAGCUGAGGAGGAAGGUUCUGGAUCGCUUCUGAGUUUCCUUGCUUCUGAUUGGCCGCAGCUGAAGGAGGCUCUCCUGUUGCUUCCCCUCUGCGCCCCCCCUCCGCUCCCCCCCCUGGCAGCAGCCACCUUCCCCGCUCACCACUUUCGCCUCACGUCUUCCCUCUUCUCCCCCCCCCCCCCCCCUGCUCAUGGUGCUCCCGGAAACAUCAACGGCUGUUGA
Closterium sp. Naga37s-1 is the source of this 2079-nucleotide messenger RNA. NCBI's taxonomy places the organism in Eukaryota, Viridiplantae, Streptophyta, Zygnematophyceae, Desmidiales, Closteriaceae. The record is from the annotation of a GenBank genome assembly.